This is a messenger RNA of Eruca vesicaria subsp. sativa (arugula), 849 nucleotides long. Lineage: Eukaryota; Viridiplantae; Streptophyta; Magnoliopsida; Brassicales; Brassicaceae. The record is from the annotation of a GenBank genome assembly.
UAUAAAUUUCAGUGGCUUAGAUAGUGUGAUUAGAAACAGAACAACAAACAAUAUAUGUAAAAGUCAACCGAGAGUUUAUUGAUUUUUAUUACAUUAGUAUUGAUAGGAAGUAAAAAAAAAGCCGCGAAUCUUUAGUUGUAGCUAAAGUAGUGAGUACGUUAAAGCAUAGGUGAUUUUAGCAAGGUACAUAGUAACGAUUAUGGGCACAUGAAACCUCGAGGCAUCGGGCGACCACAAGCCCUACAAAUGAUAAAGAUAUUUCGAGAAGGAGUGGAAUAUCUUUGACUUUGGGGUUGCACCAAACCACAUAGGCACGCAGCUACUUCAGCAUCAGAUAGAUCUCGGAUAAGAGAGCAGCAUGGUUGUGCCCUUCCAAAGUCUAGGAAGUUACCAAAACGUCUUAUGGUAUUUGAACAUGCUCUUAACUGCGAGGCAUUUCUAGGACAAGUGGGGGGUGGUGGUGGUUGGGAGUUUGGGGGAGGAGGUGGAGUAGUCUGCGGUGCGGGCGGUGGUGGUUGGAAAUUUAGAGGAGGAGAAGGAAGUGGUGGUGUGUUCGGAGGACUCACUGGUGGAGUUUGUGGUGGUGUGGUUGGUGGAGUUGGAGGUGGACUUUGUGGCGGCGUCUGUGGUGGUAUGGUUGAUGGAGCUUGUGAUGGUGUAACUGGAAGAGGCACCGAAGGAAUCUGUGGUGGUAAAACUGAUGGAGCUUUAGGUGAAAAAAUUGGAGAAUGCACUGGUGGUUGGGAGUUUGGGGGAGGAGACGGAGGAGUCUGCGGUGGGGGCGGUGGUGGUUGGAAAUUUAGAGGAGGAGAAGAAGGUCGUGGUGUGUUUGGAGGAGGCGCUGGUUGA